AUGUGUAACCUCAUGUGCGGAAGUUUGUUAGUCAGAUUAGGAAUGCCAGCGCCAGAUCGUGGAAUGAAUGGCGCAUUUAAUCAAAAGUUGGAGCAUGAACGUGAAGACGAUCGACAUAAAUUAAACCAAUUAGUUCAAACGAAUCUACCUCUAAUGAAACCCCCAAAAGAAGAAAGUAUAUGAUACAUUAAUGAAGGAAAUUUAUUAUGGUAAUGGUGGCUUAUUUUUCUUGAAUGACCCCGGUAGAGCUAGGAAGACAUUCCCUAUGUCAUUGAUUUCGGCCACUGUUCGUGCGAGAUCAAACAUUACGGAAGCAGUUGCUUCUUCUGGAAUAGUGACCACAUUGUAAGAAGAAAGUCGUACCGCUCAUACAGCGUUAAAAUUGCCGUUAAACCUUCAAACUAUAGUACAAUCGACGUGUAACACUGCGAAACACUUCGCAAUAGCCAAUGUUUUAGUAAAGUCUAAAAUAAUCAUAUGAGAUGAAUGAACAAUGAGACGUAAACGUGUAUUGGAAACACAUGACAGAACAUUGAAUGCGCAAUGAUUCAAGAUGUUUUAGAGGCACGAUGAAUUUACUGUCUGGCAAUUCCCGCCAAACACUGCCAGUUAUUCAAAGAUCGACUGCUGCUAAUGAAAUAAAUGCUUGCCUCAAAUCAUCAAAUCUGAGGCACUAUGUGAAAAAACUUCAGCUGUCAACAAACAUAAGAAUUGCAUUGCUGAGCGAUUCAUCUACUCAAGAUUUCUCCAUGCAACUGCUGAAUAUCAGUAAUGGCCGUAUUCCUGUCGACGACUCGAGCGGAUUGAUUUCAUUUCCUCCGAAUUUUUGCAAAUUUUGUCUCAUUGAAAGACGAGUUUAUCAACUAAGUAUUCCUGAACAUCAUUGCUAACUACAAAAAUAAUGAAUGAUUGAGUGAACAAACAAUUUUAGAGUCUAAGAAUACAGAUGUGGAUGACUUAAAUUUUGUAAUUCAGAAUCAAAUCGUUGGUACUCUGCAUUCAUUCAAAUCUAAUGAUUGUUUAACAAACGAAGGCGAAGCCACCAACUAUCCAACUAAAUUAUUAAACUUCUUGGAUGUGCCUGGCUUACCACCGCAAAAUGUACAACUAAAAGUGGGUUAA
Messenger RNA from Cinara cedri, 1122 nucleotides. Lineage: Eukaryota; Metazoa; Arthropoda; Insecta; Hemiptera; Aphididae. The record is from the annotation of a GenBank genome assembly.